Cercospora beticola is the source of this 5160-nucleotide messenger RNA. RefSeq names its product pentafunctional protein ARO1p (gene ARO1). Gene Ontology annotation, cellular component: cytoplasm. Gene Ontology annotation, molecular function: 3-dehydroquinate synthase activity; shikimate kinase activity; shikimate 3-dehydrogenase (NADP+) activity. NCBI's taxonomy places the organism in Eukaryota, Fungi, Ascomycota, Dothideomycetes, Mycosphaerellales, Mycosphaerellaceae. Gene Ontology annotation, biological process: aromatic amino acid biosynthetic process; chorismate biosynthetic process. The record is from RefSeq and is a predicted model, not a curated record.
UUGUGCCCACCAUUGAUGACUCUUCACCACACCCACGCACUCGCAACACGCCCAAUGCCUCUUCUCGUCUUUGCUGCUCGCAAGUGAACCUCGUAUGCAGAAGCUGCGCAUCUGGGACUUGACCAAUCUCGGAUCUUUCCAACUAAUCCUCGCUGAAGCCGCGGUGCUGUUCGUGUCGGAGCAACUGGUGAGCUAAAGCAGCAGACCAGCUACAUUUGCAACAACCCGAUCCAUACGCUGCCAAACAUGGCGAACCCCAAUGGCACGUCCACUGCCACGAAAGUGUCAAUCUUAGGCAAAGACACCAUCAUUGUCGACUACGGCCUGUGGCCAAACUAUGCCACCCACGACCUGCUCACCAACAUCCCUUCGUCGACCUACGUCCUCAUUUGCGACUCCAACCUCGCCAAGCUCCCAUACGUGCCAGCCUUUGUCGAUUCUUUCAAUGCCGAGCGAGCGAGACUGGGCAAGAAGCCGGAAGAUGUGCGGCUUCUCGUCCUUGACAGCAUUCCUCCGGGAGAGACCAGCAAGAGUCGAACAGUAAAAGCUCAGAUCGAAGACUGGCUGCUCAGUCAAGGGUGUACGCGUGAUACAAUUCUACUUGCACUGGGAGGAGGUGUUAUGGGCGACUUGCUCGGCUAUGUGGCAGCGACAUACAUGCGAGGAAUCAAGUUCUGCCAGAUUCCCACAUCGCUGCUAUCCAUGGUCGACAGCUCCAUUGGCGGCAAGACUGCAAUUGAUACCCCGCUAGGCAAGAACCUCAUCGGGGCCUUCUGGCAGCCAGAGAGGAUAUACAUCGAUCUUGCUUUCUUGGAGACAUUAGACAAGAGACAGGUGUGCAAUGGAAUGGCCGAAGUUGUCAAGACUGCUGCCAUCUGGGAUGAGGAGGAAUUCGAGAGGUUAGAAGAGGGAGCUGACGCGAUCAUGGCGGCACUAGAGAGACCGCUAGGCAAAGGCAGAUUCGAGGGAAUUGAGGACGUCUUCAAGAGGAUUGUGCUUGGAAGCGCAAGAGUCAAAGCUGAGGUGGUCACUGCAGACGAAAGAGAAGGCGGGCUGAGGAACUUGCUGAACUUUGGUCAUUCCAUCGGACAUGCGUACGAGGCAAUUCUGACCCCUGAGAUCCUGCACGGCGAGUGUGUCGCUGUGGGGAUGGUAAAGGAAGCAGAAUUGGCGAGGUACUUGGGUAUUCUGGAGCCGGCUGCUGUCGCCAGGCUCACGAAGGCGAUCAAGAGCUACGGGCUGCCGACAAGUCUGGACGACAAGCUGAUAACUACCAAGACGCGGAAAGUAUGCGAAGCUGAUGAGCUGCUGAGAAGAAUGGCUGUCGACAAGAAGAAUGCAGGCUCCAAGAAGAAGAUCGCGCUACUAGCAUCAAUAGGGAAAUGCUACGAGCCCGAAACCGGCCCAGGUGCGACGAAGUGCGACGAUAAAGACAUCAGGAUCGUGCUUUGUCCUUCUGUUCUGGUCAGACCUGGUGUUUCGAAAGAUUUGAACGUGGUUUGCAAGCCGCCUGGGAGCAAAAGCAUAUCGAACCGAAUCCUGCUAAUGGCGGCAUUGGGUAAAGGCAGCUGUAGGAUCACGAACCUACUGGCCUCCGAUGAUACGCAGUACAUGUUGUCAGCGAUUGCAAGCCUUCAGGGCGCCACAUAUGGCUGGGAAGACGAGGGACGUGUGCUUGUGGUCAAUGGAAAUGGUGGCAAGCUGAAGGCGUCUUCAGAUGAGAUCUACAUCGGCAAUGCUGGGACUGCUUCCCGCUUCUUGACCACAGCAUUGUCUUUGGCGGAGCCGACGAAGGAUGCUUCACACACGGUCCUCACUGGCAACGCUCGCAUGCAGGAGCGUCCUCAAGGUCCUCUUGUCGACGCCCUGAAGGCCAACGGAGUGGACAUGGAGUACUUGGGCAAGCCAGGUAGCCAAAGUCUGCCGCUUCGCAUUGGUGCGGCUGGCGGUUUCGAAGGCGGCGACAUCGAAUUGACGGCGAAGGUCUCCUCGCAAUACGUCUCGUCUAUCCUCAUUUCCGCACCAUAUGCCAAGAAGCCUGUGACGCUGCGUCUUGUGGGCGGUAAGGUCAUCAGCCAGCUGUAUAUCGACAUGACAAUAGCUAUGAUGGCCAGCUUCGGCGUUCAUGUGACGCGUAGCAAAACGGAGGAGAAUGUGUACUACAUUCCCAAGCAAAGCUACGCCAACCCACCUGAGUACGAGGUCGAGAGCGAUGCCAGCAGUGCUACUUAUCCUCUUGCUAUCGCUGCUAUCACAGGCACCAAGUGCACAGUGCCAAACAUCGGCUCCGCUUCUCUGCAGGGAGAUGCACGUUUCGCUGUUGAUGUCCUGCGGCCCAUGGGAUGCACCGUAGAGCAGACAGAAACUAGCACAACGGUGACCGGUCCUGCGUUUGGCCAGCUGCAGCCUCUGCCAGAGAUUGACAUGGAGCCGAUGACAGAUGCCUUCUUGACCGCCUCCGUUCUGGCUGCUGUUGCGCAGCCGGGAAAGCACGGUGCAACGACGAAAAUUAUCGGCAUUGCCAACCAAAAGGUCAAGGAGUGCAAUCGUAUCGUGGCCAUGAUUGACGAGCUUGCGAAAUACGGCGUGGUUUGCAGAGAGCUGGAUGAUGGCAUUGAGAUUGAUGGUGUCGGAACCGCGAUUCAGGCGCCGCGUGAUUCGAUUCACUGCUACGACGAUCAUCGUGUGGCCAUGAGCUUCAGUGUUCUUGCUACUGUCGCUCCUCAAGGCAGUCUCAUACUCGAAAGGGAAUGUACAGGCAAGACCUGGCCUGGUUGGUGGGAUAUCUUGCAUCAGACUUUCGGCGUCGAGCUCGAAGGAGUGGAACCCGAACAUAAUGCGGUAGCGAACGGCCACGCAAAUGGUGUCGAUGAGAGACAUGGGUACGUGAAUGGAGAGGUCAAGAAGUCUGUGUUCAUCAUCGGCAUGCGAGGCGCUGGUAAGACGACGACCGGAGGUUGGGCUUCACGAAUUCUUGGCUGGCCAUUCGUCGACAUGGAUACAGCGCUGGAGGAGCAAGAGGGCAUGUCGAUUCCUGAGAUGUUGAAGGACAACGACUGGGAUGGGUUUCGUCAAAAGGAACUCAAACUGCUCAAGCGUCUGAUGAAGGAAAAGCCUGAAGGCUAUGUCUUCGCUACUGGUGGUGGUCUGGUCGAGACCCCAGAAGCCCGUGAACUACUGAAAGCCUGGCAAAAGGACGGAAUGGUGCUUUACAUCACGCGAGACGUCAAAGCGAUCAUGGAUUACCUCAACAUUGACAAGACUCGUCCUGCUUACGUCGAGGACAUGAUGGGAGUCUAUCUGCGACGGAAGCCGUGGUUCGAGGAGUGCAGCAAUCUUCACUACCACAGCCAGACAGUGGAUGAGACCACUGCUAUCGUGGGCUGGACCAGUCCCUUGGAUGACUUCACCAGAUUCCUCAACACAAUGACGGGGAGAAGCGGCGCGUUGCAAAAGAUCCUGGCUAAACAGCACUCCUUUUUCCUGUCCCUCACGAGCCCGACAAUCCAAGACAUUGUGACUGUUCUGCCUGAAAUAACGAUGGGCAGCGACGCGAUAGAGCUCCGAGUGGAUCUGCUCGUAGAUCCAGACAAGGAACCUGGCGAGACGCACUGGAGGCCUGGUUUCUUGAGCGAGCAAGUGGCGUUAUUGCGAGCUUCUACAACGCUGCCACUGAUCUUCACGCUGAGAAGUGUCAGUCAAGGCGGACAAUUUCCGGAUGAUGCGACUGAGCAGGCCAUUGCGCUGUAUGCUGAGGGGCUGCGCAUGGGCUUCGACUUUGUGGAUCUGGAAUUGACGGCAGCACCUGAAGUGAAGGACUAUGUGCUCAACCACAGGAAAAUGUGCACCAUUAUAGCUUCUCACCACGAUCCAAAAGGACAGCUCUCCUGGGCCGAUGGAGCCCCAGAGUGGAGAGUUCACUUUGAUGCUGCUCGAGAAUACGGCGAUAUUGUCAAACUCGUCGGUGUGGCCAAAGACUUUGACGACAAUGACGACCUGAGGACUUUCAAGAAAGCUAUGGCGAAGGAGUUUCCUGAUCUGCCUGUCAUCGCCAUGAAUAUGGGGGAGCUAGGAAAGAUGAGCCGGGUCACCAACGGCUUCAUGACACCUGUCAGCCAUCCAGCUCUGCCAGUGAAGGCUGCUCCGGGACAACUGUCUGCAGCUGAUAUCAGGAAGGUAUUGGGCAUCGUCGGAGAGAUCUCAGCCAAGAAGUUCUACUUGUUCGGGAAGCCAAUCCAGCAGUCGCGCUCGCCGGCACUUCACAACACACUCUUCGGGGUGACUGGCCUGCCGCAUACCUACGGUCUGUACGAGACUGAUCGUAUCAUCGAGGCCGAGGACAUCAUUCGUUCGCCGCAGUUCGGCGGAGCCAGCGUCACGAUCCCUCUCAAGCUGGAUGUCAUGCCUCUCCUUGAUGCUAUUGACCCGGCAGCGGAGACGAUUGGAGCCGUGAACACGAUCGUGCCAACCACGACGUCUGACAAUCAGAAAAUCCUCGUCGGCCACAACACAGAUUGGCAAGGUAUGGUUCUAGCCCUCCGCAAUGCUGGUGCCCGAGGCACUGCAGGAGUGCUGCGCGAAGCCGGCAUGGUAGUUGGUGGUGGUGGCACAGCUCGCGCCGCGAUCUAUGCACUGAAGAACAUGGGAUACAGCCCGAUCUACUUGCUUGGGAGAAACAAGGAGAAGUUGUCUCAGCUCACUGCUUCAUUCCCGAAAGACUACAACGUUGUGCUUCUCUCGAGCGCCGCGGAGGCGCAGGCUGUCCCGGCUGACCAAGCACCUGUGGUCGCUGUCGGUACCAUUCCUGGCGAUUUGCCGAUUGAUGCUACCCUCGAAAGCAUCCUCAAAGUUAUCUUCGGACAGGGUCUCAAGGCUGGAACGGCAUCAACAGGCGACAAGAUCUUGCUAGAGAUGGCUUACAAGCCUGCCGUCACACAGCUCAUGGAAAUGGCCCAGCAGAGUGGAUGGAAGACUGUGCCAGGGCUUGAGGCUCUCGUCGCGCAAGGCGUGCAUCAGUUCAAGUUAUGGACUGAUAUCAUGCCGCUGUACAGUCUGAGUAGGGACGCAGUAUUGGGAAACAUUGCAUAGUGAGCAGGAGGUCCAAGGGAGAUCGUUCAUGUACAGUACAUUUUUCGGCACUCGUCAUGCAGAAUUCAACUU